This is a messenger RNA of Adineta steineri, 2358 nucleotides long. Lineage: Eukaryota; Metazoa; Rotifera; Eurotatoria; Adinetida; Adinetidae. The record is from the annotation of a GenBank genome assembly.
AUGUAUACGAAUCAGGCAUACAUCGAGCAAAUCUCUAGAAAGAAAGGAUUAACCAAAUGGUGGAAUCAUCAUCGAAUUAAGAUCAUUCGCAUCUCUUUCAUCGUUGUAACAAUUUGUAUAAUUACUCUUUCAUUAUUAUUAAAAUUCGUCAUUCUUGCUCCAAAGAAGCCAGAUGACAUCAUCACCACCGCAACGUCUUCAAUAACAACACCAAUAUCACCAUCAACAACAACAACAUCGACCACAACUACUACAACAUCAACAGCAAUAACUACGACUACAACUACAACAACAUCAAUAUCAACAACAAUCACUACAACUCCGCAAUCAGUAUGGUAUAAUACUCGUAGUAUGAAUAAUGCACGAUAUCAACAUAUAUCAUGUGUAUUAAUGAAUGGAAAAGUGUUAGUUAUCAGCGGUGAAUCAGACUAUGGCGGUUUUGUAAAUAAUAGUGAAUUGUAUGAUCCACUGACUGAAACUUGGACAACUACUGGUAAAAUGAAUGAUGCCCGACGUGAACACACAGCAUCCAUAUUAACGGAUGGAAAAGUGUUAGUUGCUGGUGGAUACAAUGGUAACCGUCUAACUAGUGCUGAAUUAUAUGAUUUAUCUACUGAAACUUGGUUAGCCGUUGGUAAUAUGAAUUAUGCACGAUCUGAUCAUACAGCAGUUACAUUACCAAAUGGAAAAGUAUUAGUCACUGGUGGAUAUGGUAAUACUUAUUUAAAUAGUUCUGAGUUAUAUGACCCAUCGAGUGAGACUUGGACAAUUACUGGUGAGAUGAAGUAUUCACGAGAACACCAUACAGUAUCUUUACUAUCAAAUGGAAAAGUGUUAGCCACUGGCGGGUAUGGUGGAAUUUAUUUGUUUGGUAACAGUUAUUUAGACAGUACUGAAUUAUAUGAUCCGUCGACAGGAAAUUGGACAACUACGGGUAAAAUGAAUUAUGUACGAUAUGAACAUAGAGCAUCUUUGUUACCAGAUGGAAGAGUAUUAGUUACUGGUGGACGAAUCGGUAAUGACAAACUAAAGAGUGCUGAGUUGUAUGAUCCUUUGACAGAAAUGUGGACUGUUACAGGUAAUAUGAAUUGUGGACGAAGUUUGCAUACAGCAACCGUUUUAACAAAUGGAAAAGUAUUAGUUACUGGUAGCUGUGGUGACAGUCCUGAUAAAAGUGUUGAAUUAUACGAUCCAUUAACAGGAAUUUGGACAAUUAUGAGUAACAUGAAUCAUGCACGAGAACAUCAUCGAGCAUCUUUAUUAUCAAAUGGGAAAGUAUUGGUUACUGGUGGACUAGAUCAUAAUGCUCUAAAUAGUGCUGAAUUGUAUGAACCAUUAAGAGAAGCUUGGAUAUUAACUAGUAGUAUGAAUAGUGCACGAGAACAACAUACAGCAUCCAUACUAACAGAUGGAAAAGUAUUAAUUGUUGGCGGAGUUCAUGAUACUACUCAAGAUAGUGCUGAAUUGUAUGAUCCAUCAAGAAGAACUUGGGAAAUUACUAGUAGUAUGAACGAUGCACGACAUGGAUAUACAGCAACCGUAUUAACAAACGGAAAAGUUUUAGUUGCUGGUGGUUACAAUGAUCGUGGUUAUCUAAAUAGUUCUGAGUUGUAUAAUCCAUCAACAGGAAUUUGGACAACUACUGGUAUUGCUGGUGGACUUCAUGGUGAUAUUCUAAAUAGUGCCGAAUUAUAUGAUCCAUCAACAGAAACUUGGACAACUACUGGAAAUAUGACUAAUGCACGAGAUGGACACUCAGCAUCAAUAUUAGCAAAUGAAAAAGUAUUAGUUACUGAUGGACAUGGUGGUGAUGCUCGAAACAGUGCUGAAUUGUAUGAUCCAUCAACAGGAAUUUGGACAAGCGUGGGUAACAUGAGUGACGGACGACCGUGGCACACAUCAUCCGUAUUAACAAACGGAAAGGUAUUAGUUACUGGUGGAUAUCAUGAUAAUAUAUAUGUAAAUAGUUCUGAGUUAUAUGAUCCAUUAACAGGACUUUGGAUAAUUACUGGUAGCAUGAAUAAUCUACGAUAUGGUCACACAGCAACCCUAUUAAUAAAUGGAAAAAUAUUAGUUACUGGCGGAGCAUCACGCAUCAGUCAUUUUCUACAUAGCAGCGAAUUGUAUGACCCAUCAUCAGGAAUUUGGACAAUCAACGAUCAGAUGAAUGAAGGACGGCAGUGGCAUACAGCAUCGCUGUUAACAGAUGGAAAAGUAUUAGUUACUGGUGGAUAUGGUGCAACUGGUUAUCUAAAUAGCGCUGAACUGUAUGAUCCAUUUACAAAUACUUGGAAAAGUACUAAUAAAAUAAAUAAUAUAUUAGUAGCUGAUAGAGAUAAUGGUACAUAUCUACAUUAA